Molecule: messenger RNA, 2068 nt
Organism: Lineus longissimus
Lineage: Eukaryota; Metazoa; Nemertea; Pilidiophora; Heteronemertea; Lineidae
Product: ethanolamine kinase 1-like
Exons: 8
Coding region: 110-1261 (383 amino acids)
Biological process (GO): phosphatidylethanolamine biosynthetic process
Cellular component (GO): cytoplasm
Molecular function (GO): ethanolamine kinase activity
Source: RefSeq, a predicted model, not a curated record
UCUACCUGGCCUAAAAUAUACUACAUGUAGUACAAGCAGGCUUCACCGUGGCUCGUAAUAUGAGUGAGACCCGAUAUCGAGAAUAACACUAUCUCAACGAUCUUCAACCAUGGCUGCUCGCAUUCUCGAUCUCGACACUACGGUGGACAAGGACAGUAACCAAGAUGGCUUACUGAAGAUGCUAGCGAAACUGCGACCAGCUUGGAAGAAGGAUGACAUCAAAAUCGAGCCUCUACAACAGGGUUUAGUCAAUCACAUGCUACUCUGUAAAGCCAACGAAAACAAGGAUGAAUGGUUGGUGGCCAGGAUAUUCGGAAUAACCGUGGAGGGCUUCAUUCAAAACAGGCAGAAAGAGUUAAUCCACACAAAGUUGAUGGCGGAUUUGAAGAUUGGGCCUCCCCUCUACGCGACAUUCACCAACGGUCUUGUUUCAGGAUUCACCAAGGGAACGACCUAUUUCUGGACAGAUUUGUCCGCUUUUAAGAACAUCAAGCUCUUGAAGGCAGUUGCGCGGGCUAUGGCCAAGAUUCACUGCGAGACAACAAGGCGGAUUGCUGUCGAUGAAUAUAGGGUGGAGAAGGUGAAGCCCAUGAUGGAUGUCCUCAAAGAUUUUACACUCGAGUGGCCCGAGGUGAUAGUCGAUGAAGAAACAACAAAAUGGUUCAACAGUGAGGUACCGACCCAAGGAGAGCGGAUAAAGGAACUAGAUCUUGUGUUUGGAGGUCUGAAGGUGGUGACGGAUAAUAUUCGUGGUCAUGAACUCUCGUUUUGUCACAAUGACUGCAACCCGACGAAUGUCAUCUAUGAUGAAAAGGAAGACCACGUGACAUUUGUGGAUUUUGAGAUGUGUGGUCUCGCUGAGCCCCUGAUGGAUUUAUCCAACUUUCUGGUCACGUCUGCAACAGGCUUAGCCCCGGAUCCUCAGGGACUGUACCACAGUCCUGAAGUCUCGCGAGAAGUCGUCUUGACCUACUUCAGAGAGAUCAAUAAACAUGACAACAUCCGUGAUGACGUCACAGAGGACAAAAUCCAAGAAACUCUAGACAUAAUCGAGAUAAUAGCUAUAGCUCUGUUGUAUUUCUUCCAUAUUGCUGCAGUUAAAAUAGCGAGCCUCCCCGAGAGAUCCAUGGAUCCCAAAAUAUUUCUUGGCCUGAGUCUCGCCCGCCUCAAGUGCUACUGGCGAGAUCGCGCAAGGAUGAUAGACCUCCUGGAGAAACUGAGGAACAAAGGGCGUAAGAAUACCAAGGCAAACAAGAAGUGAAAAGGAAAAAGUAGAUCUGAAAGGAGGGUACACCUAUCCGAAUGGGCACGCUACAAGCUUCCUAGACACCGGAUAUCACGUGAUCAAAUGUGAAAGGGAGAAGAUCUGAAAGGAGAGUACACCUAUCCGAAUGGGAACGGUACAAGCUUCCUAGCCACCGGAUAUCACGUGAUCAAAUGUGUUUAUAAUCACUUUUAGCAGCAGCAUACACUACUGCUUUUAGGACUGUUGAUGAAACCACAAUCAUCACAAUCAGCUAUAGCAAUUUCAUUGGAAGUUUUUACUUAAGCACGAACUUUUGUAAAAUCACACUAACAAUCAUUUGUUUAUAUUGUUUUACCAUUGUACAUUUCACCAAUUAAUUUUAAUCGAACAUCUAAGCCAAACAAGCUGAGGCAAAAUAAUGCAUUGCCCCCCCCCCUCCCCACAACACGCAUGCGCAUGUGGAGUGAAACGCAUUGACAUUCACGGGCCUAGAAUUAAUAGAAAAGAUGUCUGUAAUAGGGAGGGCGGCGAAUCGAUGUGACAGCUGAGUCCCCAUUGUAACGCUUGACUGUCUGUUGAGGGAUUAGACUCGUGGAACAAUAGGCCCAUUCUUAGGAGGACCUGAAUGAUUCUAAUUUGGUUCUAAGGGGCCAGUAAAUGUAUUGACAUAGUCAUUCGAAAAGAAUCCAAAGAAAAAUUAUCCGACGUGGAUGUGUUAAUAGCGAGUAUUCCUCCGUAAAAGCUCAAAUCUUGAAAAUACUUUUUUGGAACGAAAACGCAAAAAACCUACAGAAACAAAGCAGGCAUACAAUACACUUUCAG